Messenger RNA from Petromyzon marinus (sea lamprey), 1008 nucleotides. The record is from RefSeq and is a predicted model, not a curated record. NCBI's taxonomy places the organism in Eukaryota, Metazoa, Chordata, Hyperoartia, Petromyzontiformes, Petromyzontidae.
AUGCUCUCCCCGAUCUCCACCUCCUCCUCGGCCGCCACCCAAUUCGCCGCCUUCUCGGCGACCGUUGCCGCGUACGCGGCGGCCACGGCGGGCAACGUGCUGCUCGUCGCGGUCAUCGCGCGCGACCGGGGCCUCCGCUGCCGGCCCAUGUACGCCCUCAUUGGCGCGCUCGCCCUCACCGACGUGGCCGCCUCCUCCGCCGUCCUGCCGCGCCUCCUGGCGAACGUCGCGGCGGGCGGCGCCGCCGUCGUCUCGCUGGCCGAGUGCGUGGCGCAGAUGGCCUUCGUCCACCUAUCGAUCCGCACGCAGGGAUACGUGCUGGCCCUCAUGGCCGUCGACCGCUACGUGGCCAUCGUGCACCCGCUGCGCUACGGCGCCCUCGUCUCGGUCCGCGGGGCCCUCGCGUCCACGGCGGCCGCCGCCCUGGCGUCGGCCGCGAUGGUGGCGGCCAACGUGGCCACGGUCGCCCGCCUCGGCUACCGAUGUCGCGGCGGCAAUGGCAGCGGCGCGGCGUCGCUCGUGAUCCGCGCGCCGUUCUGUGACUUCAUGAGCAUCGCGUCGAUGUCGUGCGGCGGCAACGACCUCGGCGCGCACGCGGCCCUGAGCUACGCCAUCACGGCGCUGACCGUGGCGCUGCCGGCGCUCGCCAUUGCCGCGGCGUACGCGCUCGUGUUAGUCGAGUGCCGCAGGCCCGGCCUGCGCAGCGCCGGCAUCGGCAAGGCGGUGAGGACGUGCGGCACGCACCUCAUCGUCGUGGCGAUCUUCUACGCGGCGAUCCUGCUGUCGCUCGCCAACGGCGUCGCGUUCGGCGCGUCGGCGCAGGGCGCCCGCUCCGCCGUGCAGGCGCUCCUCUGCACCGCUCCCUUCGUGCUCAACCCCGUGGUGUACGGCGUGAGGAUGGAGAGGAUCAAGCGCGGCGCGCUGAGGCUCUGCGGGGCCAGGGGAAGAGCGUUCCAGACGGCCGCCGAAGCAGCGGCGGCCUCUGAAAGCGACCGCGAGAUGCUGUGA